Molecule: messenger RNA, 1056 nt
Organism: Botrytis byssoidea
Lineage: Eukaryota; Fungi; Ascomycota; Leotiomycetes; Helotiales; Sclerotiniaceae
Exons: 3
Coding region: 1-1056 (351 amino acids)
Biological process (GO): positive regulation of transcription from RNA polymerase II promoter by galactose
Cellular component (GO): nucleus
Molecular function (GO): RNA polymerase II cis-regulatory region sequence-specific DNA binding; DNA-binding transcription factor activity, RNA polymerase II-specific
Source: RefSeq, a predicted model, not a curated record
AUGGAUAGAGACAUCUUAAUGUUGUAUGGCCGACCAUCUAUGAUUGAUCCACAAGCUGCUGCUGCUAUCCCAGUCCCCUUGAUUGUGGAGGAAGAUGACUAUCAGCCAAGACACAAUGAAGAGGACACCAUUGGAAGGCCUCAAGCUUCUAUCGCUGAUUUUUAUAAGUCUUAUAUAGAACUUUACAAUAUUUUAAAUGGCAUUACACUUCCGAGAAUGUCUCGUCUCCUGGAACGAACAUUUCCAUUCCUCAAUCUACAGGAAAAGCUUUCAACUUGGGAACAAAACAUUCCUGAUCACCUCAGAAUUGAGCAGCAUCUCACAUACAACGAUCUAAACGCUGUAUCGACCCGUCGAGCAGUAGUUCUUCACCAAAGAUAUCUCCACGUCCAAUCAUUAUUGUUGACGCCUAUUCUUCAACAACUCAUUGGCGCCGAGUUUCAAAAGAAAGCAGAACGUAUCCGUCUUGGAAGUUUACUCUCUCGUCGAAUCACCCUACAAUGUGCAAUUGUAUGUGUCAAGAUUGCGCAAGAAGCUAUUGAUACCGUACACAUUCGCGAAAAUUCGGAUUUGAAUGAGAUCUCCCCAUGGUGGUGCAAUGUAAUAUUCUUGUAUAAGUCUGCAACGGCAUUGAUCGCAGGAAGUCUUUGCCCUUCUAUCGUGGCUGAGAUAUCAGAAACUGCAAUUCAUGAAAGUUUCCACAAGGCCACUUUAAUUCUCAGACAAUACACUACUUUCAACCCGUCAAUCCUCCGUCUAGUCACUAUACUGGAUAUCCUAUUCCAGAUCGUGCCUCAAAAAUUCUCCCGUUUGAAGAACGCCUCUGAACGGAUUGAAGCCGAGGCCGGGCCACCUACUUCUGACGAAAAUUCUAGCGCGGCAACGUUUCAAUACUGGUGUCCCAUAAAACCAAUCCGUCAUGCCGCAUCUGCUCACCAAGAUGCUGUGCAUCCUAGCCCCGAAAAUAGUGGUUCAUCUCAGAUUCUCACGGAUUUGGAUCGGCUUUUUGACACGGACGACUUUAAAUGGCUCACUAAGAUGCCUUUUGAUACUUAA